GGUGCAAAAUGGCAGGAGGAGUUAUCCUAAGCACGAGCAGCAAAAAGCUACACGAAGGAAAGAUGACUAGCUUCGUGUUAUUGGCAUGCAUCAUGGCUUCCUCCGGCGGACUCAUCUUCGGUUACGAUAUCGGAAUAUCUGGCGGCGUCACGUCCAUGGAUUCGUUCCUUGAAAAGUUCUUCCCGUCGGUUUACGCGCAGCAGCAAGCGGACUCGAGCGCCAGUCAGUACUGCAAGUUCGACAGCGAGCUGUUGACUCUCUUCACGUCGUCGCUCUACGUCGCCGCCCUCCUCUCAUCCUUCGCCGCGUCGAGGGUGACGAGGGUCAGCGGGAGGAAACUGUCCAUGCUUAUAGGAGGGAUGACGUUCCUGGCGGGCUCCGCCAUCAACGGCGCCGCCGUCAAUGUCUUCAUGCUCAUUCUCGGCCGCGUCCUGCUCGGCAUCGGAAUCGGGUUCGCCAACCAGUCCGUGCCGGUGUACCUCUCCGAGAUGGCCCCGGCCAAGAUGAGGGGCACGCUCAACAUCGGCUUCCAGCUGAUGAUCACCGUCGGCAUCUUCGCCGCGAACCUCAUCAACUACGGGACGGCGUCGAUCAAGGGCGGGUGGGGGUGGCGCGUCAGCCUCGGCCUGGCGGCGGUCCCGGCCAUCAUCAUGAGCGUCGGCGCGUUAGUCCUGCCGGACACACCCAACUCGCUCCUCGAGCGCGGCUUCGCGGAGGAGGCCAAGAAAAUGCUCCAGAAAAUCCGCGGCACCGACGACAUCCAAGAAGAGUACGACGACUUGAUCGCCGCCAGCGAAGAGGCGAAGACCGUCAAGAGCCCAUGGUCCAACAUCCUGCAGAACAAGUACAGGCCCCAGCUCAUCAUGGCCAUCCUCAUCCCCUUCUUCCAGCAACUCACCGGCAUCAACGUCAUCAUGUUCUACGCGCCGGUGCUCUUCAAGACGAUCGGCUUCGGAGGCGAAGCUUCCCUGGCGUCCGCCGUCAUCACCGGCAUCGUCAACGUGUUCGCUACAUUCGUGUCGAUAGCCACCGUCGACAGGCUUGGACGCCGAGCACUCUUCCUGCAAGGAGGAGCGCAGAUGCUCAUAUCUCAGGUGGUGGUGGGCACGCUGAUCGGGCUCAAAUUCGGAACCUCCGGCGAGGCGACGGAGCUGUCCAAGGGCUACGCCAGCAUCAUCGUGCUGUUCAUCUGCGUCUACGUCGCCGCCUUCGCGUGGUCGUGGGGCCCUCUCGGGUGGCUGGUGCCUAGCGAGAUCUUCCCGCUGGAGAUCCGGUCGGCCGGGCAGAGUAUCACGGUGUCCGUCAACAUGUUCUUCACUUUCAUCAUCGCCCAGGUCUUCCUCUUAGCGCUCUGCCACAUGAAGUUCGGGCUCUUCUACUUCUUCGGCGGCUGGGUGGUGAUCAUGACGGCGUUCAUCUACUUCUUCCUGCCUGAAACCAAGAACGUGCCCAUUGAGGAGAUCAUUCUGGUCUGGAAGCAGCACUGGUUCUGGGGCAAGUUCAUCGCCGACGAAGACAUUCACGUCGGCGAGCAUGCCUUCAAGAACACAAGCGCAUGAACAACGAAGCAAGCGGCGAUGCUAUAAACUUAAAUGGACAUUGAUUGAAAGUGAGCUUGAAUUGCUGGUGUUGCUAUCUCUCUGUACAUUUCCCUACGAGUUCUUGGUGCCAAUUCAAAAGGAUAACGUUGGUUUCCUUUGUGUUGAUCACUCUUCUGUUUCAUGGGGUUUUGUUCAUUAAUUCUAAAA
Zingiber officinale is the source of this 1748-nucleotide messenger RNA. Its product is annotated as sugar transport protein MST6-like. The coding region runs from base 9 to 1559 and encodes 516 amino acids. Lineage: Eukaryota; Viridiplantae; Streptophyta; Magnoliopsida; Zingiberales; Zingiberaceae. The record is from RefSeq and is a predicted model, not a curated record. Gene Ontology annotation, cellular component: membrane. Gene Ontology annotation, molecular function: monosaccharide transmembrane transporter activity. The transcript has 3 exons. Gene Ontology annotation, biological process: monosaccharide transmembrane transport.